AUGGAGGAGACGAUUCCUUUCAAGAGUUUACAUAGCAGGGAAUAUCAAGGUCACAAGAAGAAGGUACAUUCGGUGGCUUGGAAUUCUAAUGGGACGAAGCUUGCUUCGGGCUCUGUUGAUCAGACGGCUCGUAUAUGGAACAUCGAACCUCACGGUCAUAGUAAGGUCAAGGACCUUGAACUAAAGGGCCAUACAGAUAGUGUGGAUCAGCUAUGUUGGGACCCCAAACAUUCAGAUCUUGUUGCUACUGCUUCUGGUGAUAAGAGCGUUCGUCUCUGGGAUGCUCGCAGUGGAAAAUGCACACAGCAAGCAGAACUUAGUGGGGAGAAUAUAAACAUCACCUACAGACCUGACGGGACACAUGUAGCUGUUGGUAACAGGGAUGAUGAGCUUACCAUUCUUGAUGUUCGUAAGUUCAAUAAACAUGUACACAAGCAGAAAUUCAAUUAUGAGGUGAAUGAGAUUGCUUGGAACAUGUCAGGAGAUCUUUUCUUCUUGACUACUGGACAAGGCAAUGUUGAAGUUCUUUCGUAUCCGGAUCUUUCAGAACUUGACACUCUCACAGCCCACACAGCCGGGUGCUAUUGCAUUGCAAUUGAUCCUAAAGGAAGAUACUUUGCCGUCGGGAGUGCGGAUUCCUUAGUCAGCCUUUGGGAUAUCUCAGAAAUGCUUUGCUUGAGAACUUUUACCAAACUUGAGUCUCCCGUCAGGACAAUAAGCUUCAACCAUUCAGGAGAAUAUAUUGCUUCAGCCAGCGAGGAUUUCUUUAUAGAUAUUGCUAAUGUCGAAACCGGGCGGACGGUGCAUCAGAUUCCAUGUCGGGCAGCAAUGAACAGCGUCGAGUGGAAUCCCAAAUACAAUUUACUUGCAUAUGCAGGUGAUGACAAGAAGUAUCAUACUGAUGAAGGUGUUUUCCGGAUAUUUGGUUUUGAUAGCUCCUAG
Thlaspi arvense is the source of this 942-nucleotide messenger RNA. Lineage: Eukaryota; Viridiplantae; Streptophyta; Magnoliopsida; Brassicales; Brassicaceae. The record is from the annotation of a GenBank genome assembly.